Messenger RNA from Astyanax mexicanus (Mexican tetra), 1366 nucleotides. RefSeq lists its product as uncharacterized. Gene Ontology annotation, molecular function: cysteine-type peptidase activity. The record is from RefSeq and is a predicted model, not a curated record. The transcript has 10 exons. Bases 346 to 1155 code for a protein of 269 amino acids. Lineage: Eukaryota; Metazoa; Chordata; Actinopteri; Characiformes; Acestrorhamphidae. Gene Ontology annotation, biological process: proteolysis.
AACAUGUAUUCAUUCAUACAUGAUGCUCUUGUGUUCUCUAAAAGUAAACAAUUGUUUCUGUGAACACUGAUGUAAAUUCAUGCAUUGUUGCUAAUGGAACAGUUCUGUGCCAAAAAUGUCUACAGAAAUGAUGUGAGCUUGAUUCAGCAGUCAGACUGAACCACAAAAUCUGGUUCACACAAACACUCAUUUCUUUGAUUAAUAAUUUUCCCUGUCAUUGUUUAGUGUUUGCUUGAAUUAGUAUAUUUACAGGUUCAUCCUUUCACCAUGGCUUGCAUUUGUGAAUCAAAAGUAUAGAUUAACCUUCACUACAUUAUAGUCAGUUUGUGUACUUCACAGGUCCUGAUGCCGAAACUUUUUAGGAUUUAUCAGCUUGACUCAGCUAACCCUACUGGUUCUGGAGACACGAGCAGUUUGACUAUUUUCAGCUCAAUUGCAAUACGACUGGCCCCUGGCCACUGGAAGCUCAUCAAAAACAAGAACAUUCCUGCUCAGAUAGAGGCUGAUGACUGUGGUAUUUUCAUGAUCAUGUAUGGUUUAUACAUGGCACUCGGUUGGCCAUUUGACUUCAGCCAGCGUGAUAUCCCACAGCUCCGGAGAUGGUGGUGCCGAAUUCUUUUAGAGAACAUGUCAAAUGAAGGAAUGACUAGCUGUAAUGCACCAGAAGAGGCAAGUGAGCAGGAUGAGUGCAUGAAGAAGGAACCUGCCAGGAAAGUUCAGCGCGUUGAACGUGUGACUGAUGAAGGAGAUAGAAUGGGCCACGUCUCCUUUGACCAGAUGCCCCUUGUGGUCAUUGAGGACAUUCUCAUAGACACAGUUCUGGAAGAGGGUGACAAAGCUUUUUUAAAGCUGUCACUGGUUUGUCGUCUCUUCCGGGACAUUGUUGGACAACAAUCAUUCCGGGCCCGGGCACAUUUCGAGUGGCUUGACAGUGUAGUGCCAUGGAAACAUCACAGUGCUGCAUAUAAAGACGAGUUUCGCAGGAUGUAUGAACUGCAGUGCUGCCAGAACUGUCAAGACAUUUAUAAAGACUGCAUACCGGGCUACGUUGGGCGUGGGAGACGAGGUGAGCUUGUGGCAUUUUACAGCGAAAACGAGCACCCUGGAUUCUGCAGCCAGUUCUGCAGCCAGCUUUACGAGGAUCUGGGUGUGUGAUUGGCUGGGUGUGUGAUUGGCUGGGUGUUACAUUUUUAAAUAAAGACUUUUGUAUUUGUUCCCUUGUGUUGUGUGAGUGGCUGGGUGUUACAUUUUUAAAUAAAGACUUUUGUAUUUGUUCCCUUGUGUUUGACCAAAGCAUGUAACCAAACAUUUUAAAGGCUUGUGUGCCAAUAAAUGCCAAUAAAGAUAUUGUAUUUGAUUGGACAAA